GGCACAGCUCCAGGAACGGCUGCGGGCCCAGCCGCUGCUUCCCCGAUAGCGCCGCCGCAGUUCCCCGGAGACAGAAGUAGAGCCGGACCGCCGGAAACCGUAGAUCCGGGGAGGUCGGGGCCGCGGUGAACUCCAGUUCACCAGGACAGGAAGUGACAGCGGAACGCCGGAAACCGUAGAUCCCCGGAGGUCAGGGCCGCGGAGAGCUGUAGGUCCCCGGAACCGGAAGUGAUGGCGGACCUCCGGAAACCGUAGAUUCCGGGCUGUCGGAGCCGCCGGGAGCUGUAGUUCUCCCGCGGCUCAGAGAAGUAGGCAGAGAGCGGAGCUGGCGGCCGGGCACCAUGGCGGGGCUGGAGCUCUUGUCGGACCAGGGCUACCGGGUGGACGGGCGGCGCGCCGGGGAGCUGCGCAAGAUCCAGGCGCGGAUGGGCGUGUUCGCGCAGGCUGACGGCUCGGCCUACAUUGAGCAGGGCAACACCAAGGCGCUGGCGGUGGUCUACGGCCCGCACGAGAUCCGGGGCUCCCGGGCUCGAGCCCUGCCGGACAGGGCCCUAGUGAACUGUCAAUAUAGUUCAGCGACCUUCAGCACAGGUGAGCGCAAGCGACGGCCACAUGGGGACCGUAAGUCCUGUGAGAUGGGCCUGCAGCUCCGCCAGACUUUCGAAGCAGCCAUCCUCACACAGCUGCACCCACGCUCCCAGAUUGAUAUCUAUGUGCAGGUGCUACAGGCAGAUGGUGGGACCUAUGCAGCUUGUGUGAAUGCAGCCACGCUGGCAGUGCUGGAUGCCGGGAUACCCAUGAGAGACUUUGUGUGUGCGUGCUCAGCCGGCUUCGUGGAUGGCACAGCCCUGGCGGACCUCAGCCAUGUGGAGGAAGCAGCUGGUGGCCCCCAGCUGGCCCUGGCCCUGCUGCCAGCCUCAGGACAGAUUGCGCUGCUUGAGAUGGAUGCCCGGCUGCACGAGGACCACCUGGAGCGGGUGUUGGAGGCUGCUGCCCAGGCUGCUCGAGAUGUGCACACCCUCUUGGAUCGAGUGGUCCGGCAGCAUGUGCGUGAGGCCUCUAUCUUGCUGGGGGACUGACCACCCAGCCACCCGUGUCCAGAAUAAAACCCUCCUCUGCCCACACACCCCUCACUGUACAUUGUCACCUAACAGCACUUCAGAGCCAUGUGAAGGCUGGCAGAGCCUGGUCUGGUGCUGGCUCCUGGGGAUGAUUAGGGACCCUCGCCCACACACGAACGGCCUAUCUCUGUGUAGCCUGAUUAAAACCCUGAAGAGAA
Molecule: messenger RNA, 1279 nt
Organism: Pan troglodytes (chimpanzee)
Lineage: Eukaryota; Metazoa; Chordata; Mammalia; Primates; Hominidae
Gene: EXOSC4
Product: exosome component 4
Exons: 3
Coding region: 342-1079 (245 amino acids)
Biological process (GO): nuclear mRNA surveillance; rRNA catabolic process; poly(A)-dependent snoRNA 3'-end processing
Cellular component (GO): nucleolus; cytoplasmic exosome (RNase complex); nuclear exosome (RNase complex)
Molecular function (GO): RNA binding
Source: RefSeq, a predicted model, not a curated record